AUGCUAGCUUUAUCUACUUACCAAAAUGUGACUAGUUUUCUCACGAAGUCGCCAACUCUUGAGAGAAGACUUCUAGCCCAACGUUUUGGACAGGGUAAGCAUGUUUUAUUUUACUUUUUCAAGCUGACGAAUUUUGUACUAUUUCCAGUUGGGAUCAAAGGCAUUCAUAGAAAGAGAUUCAGCCUAGUGGAAAAUUCGGCUUCUCCGGCAAGUGCGAAUCCAGGGACUUCCUAUGACGAACAUAGACCCAAGACCCCACCCCCCGAUCUACCAUCCCUUCUUCUUGAUAGUAGAAUCGUUUAUAUUGGAAUGCCUCUCGUACCUGCUGUCACGGAGCUGAUCGUAUCUGAGUUACUUUACAUGCAGUAUACAGAUCCUGGAAAAGCGUGCUAUCUUUACAUAAAUUCAACUGGGUGUACGCGCGCAGAUGGAGAGGUAGUUGGAUUUGAGACUGAGGCUACUGCGAUAUAUGAUACAAUGAAAUAUAUCGGAAACGAAGUAUAUACAGUUGGGACUGGAGUAGCUAUCGGUCAGGCAUGCGUUCUCCUGUCUGCAGGACAAAAAGGAAAACGCUUCAUGACUCCACACGCCACUGCGAUGCUUCACCAACCAAAAGUUCCAUCAACAGGGCAGCAACAGACUACUGAGCUACAAAUUAAAUGGAAAGAAGUCUUAGAUCAGAAAAAAUCUAUGCUUAAGAUUCUGGCGGAAACUACUGGGCAAACUGCUGAAAAAAUAGAUAAGGAUAUUCAACGUCCACUAUACCUCACAGCGCAAGCGGCGAUUGAAUAUGGACUUGUUGAUAAAAUCGUUGAUAAGUCUGCCAAGGCAAUUGAUGAAGUGUUGAACACUGAGUCUUGGGAUAAAGCAGCAGGAUUAGUUAAAAUGUAG
Bathycoccus prasinos is the source of this 891-nucleotide messenger RNA. RefSeq names its product ATP-dependent Clp protease-like protein. The transcript is spliced from 4 exons. Gene Ontology annotation, molecular function: serine-type endopeptidase activity; ATPase binding; ATP-dependent peptidase activity. Gene Ontology annotation, biological process: protein quality control for misfolded or incompletely synthesized proteins. Gene Ontology annotation, cellular component: endopeptidase Clp complex. Bases 1 to 891 code for a protein of 296 amino acids. Lineage: Eukaryota; Viridiplantae; Chlorophyta; Mamiellophyceae; Mamiellales; Bathycoccaceae. The record is from RefSeq and is a predicted model, not a curated record.